UUUUAUAACUCGCACGGAUUUUUUUUUUUAUUAGUAUAAACUCAAAUAAAGUUGCAAAGAGGAAAAACACAGUUGCGGUUUUUAUUUUAACGGGCUUGCAUUAGUUUGAUAAGACACUAAUGAGGCAGGUGGAAUCAGUGGGCGGGGCAUCUCAUUCUCGAGAACACGUGAUUAAGCAGACAUUUGCAUACACCCCUGAGUGCAGGAUGAGUCAUCAGUAUUGUUUAAUUUCUUUCUGGAACAGAACGACUAUCUUUCUAUUAAAAGUUUAUUUGUGUUUGAAUCAGAUCCACACAUAUUCUGACACAUUCUAAUAUUUGAGAAAAUAAAAAUUAAAAGGUCAGGACCAAGAUUUUAAUAACCCAUACACUUUCUGUGUUGGGCGUACUUGUGACUUUUCCCCCUUGCAAUUUUGAGUUUAUAUCUCACUAUUAAAAAAAAAAACGUAGGUUAUAUAAAUUGCGAGUUUAUAUUCAGAUUUUCUUUCCUCAGAAUUGUGAGAUAUAAACUUGCAAUAAAAAAAGACAGAAUUGUGAGAUAUGAUUACAAUUACAACAACUUUCCAACGUUGUUUUAAGUUUAACUGCCCAAAGUAAAAGUAACUUCCCAGAAAACCUCACACGAGCCUCUGAAGUGUUUUACUGCCGCUAAUAAAGAAGCUGAUGUGUUUGAUUCACAGGAUGUGGAGACGCCACACACACACACACACACACACACACACACACACACACACACACGAGUUUGGACGCGCGUCUCCACGAUGUUAAAUGUUCAUUGUCUGUUCAUGAUCGUGCUGCUGGUUUCCAGUCCGUCCACAGCUGAUGAAGAUGAUGAUGAUGAAGGUCUGACAGUGAAUCCGGUGUCUGACUCCGGCGCAGUGCGCUCGGUGUGUAAACCGGUUCCGAACACGAUGAGCUUGUGUUCCGGGAUCGGCUACGAAGAGAUGCGGCUCCCGAACCUGCUGGGCCACGACACCGCGAGGGAAGCUCAGCAACAGUCCGCCUCCUGGCUGCCUCUGCUCGGCAAACGCUGUCACCGGGACUCGCGACGCUUCCUCUGCUCGCUCUUCGCGCCCGUGUGUUUGCCGGAGGUCCCGGUCCCGGUGCGCCCGUGCCGGAGUCUCUGCGAGGCGGUGCGGGACGCGUGUCUGCCCGUCAUGAGCGCAUUCGGGUUCCCGUGGCCGGAGAUGUUCAACUGCAGUCGGUUUCCGGAUGGACCGGAGCUCUGCGUUCCCGGAGAACGAGACGCGAACCGGGAGGAAACAACCGACGCGCAUAAAGGUUCUAUGGUCUGUGAGGUUUGCAGUCCAGACUCAGAAGGAGAGCGAGAGAUCCAGCAGAACUUCUGCCAGAGUCCGUUCGCGUUCCGGCUGCGGAUCGGCUCCUGGUCUCGGGACGGGGCAGAUGUGCGUGUGGUUCCUCAGGGUCGCAGUCGUGUCCUGCGCUGGCAGGAUCAUCAGGUGGUGGCAGGGGACCAGAGCGCCCUCUGGCUGCCGGGGGGUCGCGACUGCUCCUGUCCCGCGCUGGAUGGGCCGCUCGCCGGCUCAUACAUCGCCCUGGCCCACAUGACCAGCGGACGCAUGCUCCUCACACGACUCCUCAAAUGGUCCCGUGAAGAGAAAGAGCUGAAGAAGUUCACCCGGAUGAUGCUGAGACGAGCCUGCUGAGGUCACGACCCCUGGACAGACAUUAAUAAGCGGAUAAAACAGAGUUCUGGAGUGAUGAACGGCAUGAAACUACAUUUUCAAAAGGAGCGGCUUUUAUAAGGGGAAAUGUACAUCAUUGUAAAUUCAAUUGAUAAUUUUGACUUGUUUUUAUAUUUUUUUACUAUAUUUCUUUUUAUUCGUGCUGUCAAAUCGAUUAAUCGCAUAUGUGUAUGUAUAUUUACAGUUGUCAAAAUUUUAAGUGGAAAAUUUCAAAAAGUAAAAAUAAUAAGCAAAUAAUGACAACAUAACAAAUACAAUCAAUAAAAUUGUAUAAAUAAUA
Molecule: messenger RNA, 1985 nt
Organism: Pimephales promelas (fathead minnow)
Lineage: Eukaryota; Metazoa; Chordata; Actinopteri; Cypriniformes; Leuciscidae
Gene: sfrp2l
Product: secreted frizzled-related protein 2 like
Biological process (GO): canonical Wnt signaling pathway; non-canonical Wnt signaling pathway
Molecular function (GO): Wnt-protein binding
Source: RefSeq, a predicted model, not a curated record